ACUACUUAUAAACGAUAAUUAAUAAGCCGCAUUGCGAUGAAUUUCCCGUUAAUAUUUCAUGGUCCAUACACAGAAGACAAAUAUAAUCAGUUUUUCAAUCCAAACGUUUGUCAUGUUUGCAAACUGCACAGCAGAGACUUGAUAACGUGUAAUCGGUGCAAUAUGAUUUCUUACUGUUCCAAGGAGCAUGAGGCGAUACACAGAAAUUCACACUCUGAGAUCUGCAAAGCUAUAGGAAGGGUAAUAACAGACAAAUCAUUCUCGGAUAUAUAUCCUAGUUUGGAAAAAUGGACAGAAUCACGUAAAGGAAUUUUACAUCAAACACGCUCUAGUCUGUCACGUGGUAUACAGCGAUACGAAAUGGAAAUGAUAUUGUGCGCAAAAUCUUGUUGUGUGUGUUUCCGACAGACAAACAUAUGGCACUGCAACAUUUGCUAUUCAGCCCAUUUUUGUCAUGAUGACCAAAAGUUAUUUAAAGUAUUGCACAAGAAGUAUUGCCCCCGAGUUGUUGCUAUUACUGAAUAUGAAUAUCGCCCAUAUAAACGGCUUUACAGAAGAUAUUUUUCUUCAAGAAGGAUGAAUCAAAUUUAAUAUCUCUUUCAAAGAAUACACGUAAAUAUAUCAUUCAUGUUAUAGAUGUAAACAAAACGGAUAGUAACGGAUAGUAAAGUAUUUGAAAAUGUGGCAUGUUUUCUUACAUUUCUUUAUACAAACGAAGGAACUGUAUAUUGUAUUUAUAAAUUCAUUAAAUUUUGAAUCAAGCGAUUUAGGAUUUGUCUGUACUAAGUGCAAACAGUAUAGACAGAAACUUUACAUUAGAAACGUAUCAGAACAAUAUCACGAUUUUGUACGCUUAGAUUCAUAUGAAAAACCAAAUGUAAUCAUACUGUUUGAAAUAGAAUGGCUUUUCAUAGAUAUAUGGUCUAAAUCUUUAGAAACAAUAAUAGCGCAAGAGUGUCCAGUACUUUUAACUACUGUUUCGGAAAAUACAGUACAAGAAUGUAUAGACAAGAUACAAGAACAAACAGGUACAACCAGAAAUCGAUUACACAGAGAAAAUAAAUUCCGCGGUUAUGUACCACAUAGAAAUUAUACGACUGGUGGAUUUUAUUACCGAAAUGCGCAUUUUAUUAUGUAUUCAUAAAUUUAAAUGACAUGACCGGCCCAGUCAACGGCUGAAGGUUAUGUAUUUUUUUAUCUUAUUUUUAUUUUGGCAUAGUUAAUAGAACUCAAUUCUUAAUAAUAUUCGAGAAAAAAUUAUAAAUUUUUUACUGAGGCAUAUAUUUAGUCAUAAAUUAAUAGUAUUCUUAUAAAAAUAUAUUUGCUCAUUUAUCAGUAUAUAAUUUAUUAGGAUAUAGUGUGUUAGUAUAUAGUUUCUCAUCUUUUCAAAAUAUGCAAAAUAUAUCGUAUAUGAAGUCAUAGAAUACUGGCCAUAUAAAUAUAGUUUCUUUAAAUUUUACAAUUCUUUACAUGCUAUACCAUAAUUAUAGUACUAUAAUAUAAUUAUACCAUAAUUAUGUUAUAGUGAAUAUUAAAUGUAUCUAUGAUCAUUCUAUGCCUAUAACUGAGUUGUAUGUAAUUGUUUUAUUAAGAAUCUGUAUUUCAUUGUUUAUGUUCUGCAAGUGAUAGGUGAUGAUAGUAAUCUCAAUAUUUUUUAUGUGGAUUAUUUUCUUCAAGCUGUGUUUUGUAAUUAAUAAUUAUAACUCGCUAAUAUCGACUUUUCCAAUUGAAUUUGUCAAAAUAUAGUAAAAAAUAUGAAAACAAACCUGGAACUGUUAGCGUCUCCCGAGUUAUUAUCUGUAAUUGUAAAUUAAAUACAAGUGUAAUCAUAGUCGGCAAUAAAAUAUAGAUCUUUUAAUAGUA
Messenger RNA from Odontomachus brunneus, 1863 nucleotides. RefSeq lists its product as uncharacterized. The transcript is spliced from 2 exons. The coding region runs from base 37 to 591 and encodes 184 amino acids. NCBI's taxonomy places the organism in Eukaryota, Metazoa, Arthropoda, Insecta, Hymenoptera, Formicidae. The record is from RefSeq and is a predicted model, not a curated record.